Molecule: messenger RNA, 4110 nt
Organism: Populus nigra (black poplar)
Lineage: Eukaryota; Viridiplantae; Streptophyta; Magnoliopsida; Malpighiales; Salicaceae
Product: pleiotropic drug resistance protein 2-like
Exons: 20
Coding region: 1-4110 (1369 amino acids)
Cellular component (GO): membrane
Molecular function (GO): ATP binding; ATP hydrolysis activity; ABC-type transporter activity
Source: RefSeq, a predicted model, not a curated record
AUGGAAGAGUCAUUAAAGGAGGUAAUGAGAAAUGAUCCUAGGAUGGUGCUUGAUGAGGUUGCCAAACUUGGGACUGAAGAUAAGAAGCAAUUCAUGGAGAGUCCAUGCAAAAUUGUCGAGGAAGACUAUGAUUACCGGAGGAGUUUAAGGAAAAGAGUUGACAGGGUAGGAAUGGAGCUUCCUAGGAUUGAGAUUCGGUUUCAGAAUUUGUCAGUUGAGGGAGAAGCAUAUGUUGGGACCCGAGCACUUCCAACUUUGCUUAAUACCACCUUGAAUGCAGUUGAGGGUGUUGCUCAGAUGGUUGGGCUUUCUCCAUCAAAGAAAAGAGCUGUCAAGAUACUUCAAGAUGUGAAGGGAAUUGUAAAACCUUCAAGGAUGUCACUGCUUCUUGGGCCUCCUGGCUCUGGGAAAACAACUCUGCUAAAAGCACUUGCAGGGAAACUUGACAAUGACAUAAAGGUAACAGGGAAAGUCACCUACUGCGGCCAUGAGUUUUCAGAAUUUGUUCCCCAGAAAACAUGUGCUUAUAUUAGCCAGCAUGAACUCCACUAUGGGCAGAUGACAGUUCGUGAGACAUUAGAUUUUUCAGGACGAUGCAUGGGAGCUGGGACUAGGCAUCAAAUACUUUCAGAGUUGUUGAGACGGGAGAAAGAAGCAGGUAUCGAACCGAAUCCUCGUAUUCGUAAGGAAGCUGCAGCCAUGACUUGUCAGGAUACCAGUUUGAUUACAGAAAACAUUCUGAAGAUACUUAAAUUGGAUAGUUGUGCAGAUACUAAGGUAGGAGAUGACAUGAUAAGGGGCAUCUCUGGUGGAGAAAAGAAGCGCGUAACUACUGGUGAACUAUUGGUUGGACCGGCAAGGGCAUUUGUCAUGGAUGAAAUCUCAACAGGAUUGGACAGUUCUACCGCUUACCAGAUUGUCAAAUUCAUGAGGAAGAUGGUCCAUCUCCUGGAUAUGACCACGGUCACGUCUCUCCUGCAGCCUACACCAGAGACAUUUGAACUUUUUGAUGACAUUAUCCUUCUUUCAGAGGGUCAGAUUGUUUACCAGGGUCCACGAGAUAAUGUCCUUGAGUUCUUCGAACAUAUGGGUUUCAAAUGCCCUGAAAGGAAGGGGGUUGCAGAUUUCCUGCUGGAAGUAACUUCCAAGAAGGAUCAAGAGCGAUACUGGUUCAGAAAGAAUCAACCUUACGAGUAUGUUUCAGUACCGAAGUUCGUGCGCGCUUUCAAUUCUUUUCACAUUGGCCUACAGCUUUCAGAACAUCUAAAAGUUCCUUUCAACAAAUUUAGAGUUCAUCCUGAUGCUUUAGUGAGUGAAAAGUAUGGCGUCUCCAACUGGGAACUCUUUAAGGCGUGCUUUUCAAGGGAAUGGCUUCUGAUGAAGCGCAACUCUAUAGUUUCCAUCUUCAAAAUUAUCCAAAUAACAAUCAUUGCCAUAAUUGCAUUUACUGCUUUCUCAAAAACCGGAAGGAAAGCUGGACAAAAGAACGGUGCAGCAAACUUUUGGGGAGCACUAUUCUUCGGUCUCACAAAUUUCAUAAUCAAUGCGAUGAUAGAACUUACAAUGACAGUUUUCAGACUUCCCGUGUUCUUUAAGCAGAGGAGUUCAAUGCUAUAUCCUGCAUGGGCUUUUGGAUUACCUAUUUGUCUCUUCAGCAUUCCUGUCUCACUGAUUGAAUCAGGAAUUUGGGUCACUCUUACAUAUUACUCCAUUGGCUUUGCUCCAGCUGCCAGCAGGUUCUUCAAACAGCUCUUGGCUUUCUUCAGUACAUAUCAGAUGACUCUAUCUCUAUACCGUUUCAUAGCAGUGGUUGGAAGAAAAUUGCUUGUCGCGAACAUACUUGGUUUCUUAACUAUGGUGACUGUUAUUGUUCUUGGAGGUUUCAUCAUCACCAAAGAUGACAUAGAGUUGUGGAUGAGAUGGGGCUACUAUCUGUCUCCUAUAAUGUAUGGCCAAAAUGCCAUUUCUAUCAAUGAAUUUCUCGACAACAGAUGGGGCAAUCUCACUGGCAGCCCACAUGAGUCUACUGUUGGAAAGUCUCUUCUUAAGGAAAGGGGAUUCUUUACGGAUGAAUACUGGUAUUGGAUUUGCAUUGGGGUGCUUCUUGGGUUCUCUCUUAUUUUCAAUUUUCUCUUCAUUGCAGCACUCGAAUUUUUGAAUGCUCCUGCCGAUUCGAGAGCUGUAAUUGCGGAUGAUGACACUGAAAAUGUUGUGAAAAUCUCCCGGGGGGAAUACAAACAUUCCAAGAAUCCAAACAAGCAAUAUAAAAAAGGAACGGUUCUGUCUUUUCAGCCACUUUCACUUGCCUUCAACAAUGUGAAUUAUUAUGUCGAUAUGCCUGUGGAAACGAGGAAACAAGGGACUGAGAAAAACCGAUUGCAGCUGCUAAAAGAUGUGAGUGGAGCUUUUAGGCCAGGUACUCUGACAGCAUUAGUUGGUGUCAGCGGUGCUGGUAAGACCACCUUGAUGGAUGUAUUGGCAGGAAGGAAGAUUAUGGGGUACAUUGAAGGAAGUAUAAGCAUUUCUGGAUACCCAAAGAACCAAGUCACAUUUGCUCGGGUCAGUGGUUAUUGUGAACAGAUCGACAUGCAUUCACCAUGUGUUACUGUCUAUGAAUCUCUCCUCUAUUCUGCCUCGAUGCGUCUUGCUGCGGAUGUCAAGAAGGAAACACGAAAGAUGUUCAUUGAUGAAGUUAUGGAAUUGGUUGAGCUUAAGCCACUGAUGAAUGCUCUCGUAGGACUUCCACGAAUUGACGGUCUUUCAACUGAGCAGAGAAAGAGACUCACAAUAGCUGUAGAGUUGGUUGCUAAUCCCUCCAUCAUUUUUAUGGAUGAGCCCACAUCAGGCCUUGAUGCUAGAGCUGCUGCCAUUGUUAUGCGUGCUAUAAGGCAUAUGGUGGAUACAGGACGAACUGUUGUCUGCACCAUUCACCAACCAAGCAUUGACAUCUUUGAAACUUUUGAUGAACUUUUGUUGAUGAAAAGAGGAGGACAAGUGAUAUAUGCUGGACCUCUUGGUCGCAAUUCUCACAAGCUUGUGCAAUAUUUUGAGGCUGUUCCAGGGGUUCCCAGGAUCAAACAAGGCUCUAAUCCUGCUACAUGGAUGUUGGAGAUCAGCUCUGAGGCAAUAGAAGCUCAACUUCAAGUUGAUUUUGCAGAAGUUUAUGCCAACUCUGAACUUUACCGGAAAAAUCAGGAACUCAUAAAAAAACUUAAUACUCCACGACCAGGUUCCAAGGAUCUUUCUUUCCCCUCUCAAUACUCCCAAAGCUUUAUAACUCAAUGCACGGCUUGUUUCUGGAAACAACACAAGUCAUACUGGCGAAACUCAGAAUUCAAUUAUACCCGGUUCGUUGUAGCAAUCAUCAUUGGUAUCCUGUUUGGUCUUGUCUUUUGGAGCAGAGGAGAUCGAAUAUACAAAAGAAAUGAUCUUAUUAAUCUUCUGGGAGCUACAUAUGCUGCUGUUCUUUUCCUUGGAGCCACUAAUGCUUCUGCUGUGCAAUCUGUCAUAGCAACUGAGAGAACAGUUUUCUACCGUGAAAGAGCCGCAGGGAUGUAUUCAGAGUUGCCUUAUGCUUUUGCUCAUGUGGCUAUAGAGAUAAUUUAUGUUUCAAUCCAAACUUUUCUAUAUUCUCUUCUUUUGUACUCAAUGAUUGGGUUUGAAUGGAAUGUGGGCAAGUUCUUGUACUUCUACUACUUCAUUUUCAUGAGCUUCACCUACUUUUCAAUGUAUGGGAUGAUGAUUAUUUCCCUGACUCCUGGACCUGAGAUCGCUGCCGUGUUUAUGUCCUUCUUCAUAAGUUUCUGGAACUUGUUCUCUGGUUAUCUCAUCGCUAGGCCGCUGAUUCCUGUGUGGUGGAGGUGGUAUUACUGGGCUUCUCCAGUUGCUUGGACCAUUUACGGCAUUUUCACCUCACAAGUUGUUGAUAAAAACACCCUUCUUGAAAUUCCUGGAUCAGAACCAGUGCCAUUAAAGGCAUUCGUUGAGAAGUACUUGGGUUAUGAUCACGAUUUCCUUCUACCUGUAGUCCUAGCUCAUGUUGGUUGGGUUCUCCUCUUCUUUUUCACCUUCGCAUACGGCAUCAAGUUCCUUAACUUCCAAAGGAGAUGA